This is a messenger RNA of Lentinula edodes (shiitake mushroom), 1029 nucleotides long. RefSeq lists its product as uncharacterized. The coding region runs from base 1 to 1029 and encodes 342 amino acids. The transcript has 10 exons. Lineage: Eukaryota; Fungi; Basidiomycota; Agaricomycetes; Agaricales; Omphalotaceae. The record is from RefSeq and is a predicted model, not a curated record.
AUGAAUGCAGAAGAAGAACAACCUGCUCAUCAUGGAUCAUAUGCUCCAUCGCCGCGGGCAUGCAACUUUCUACCGCACUCUUAUAGGGACGACGACAGGGCCAUUGACAGCGAGGAUGAGACGAUAGAGUAUUGUAAACGCUCUAGUGAGGAUAGCGACACAGACCGGAGCAUCCUGAAUGGCUCAAGCAGUACUCCAAGGCCUACCACGAGCGAUUUCGAUAUCACCGAGAAUCUCAUACUUGGAUUUACGACAAGCGCGUUCAUCCUGUCAACCACCGAUACUCAAAUCCUCAGAAAGAUGGAACCAGUCACUACUUCGAAACCCAUCAUACGUGAUAGUCAGAUACCCGAGUCCACGGAUAAUGCGACUAUGCCGUUGAAACCUGAAGCUGUAUCUAGGCAGAUAACUACAGAGCAUAUCAUGAGUGCCAUCGAAGAUAUUCCAGUGAAAGCGUCUUCACUGUUGACCACUGAUAUUCCGAUGAGGAGAGCUAACUCAGCCGGCUCUCUACCAGGACAAAUGAUGGACAACCGCGAUACUUCCAAGACAAAUGCAUCUUUUGAGAACUCAGCUUAUCCUUUGCAGGGAUCAGGUCGUCCUUCUGAGGGGUCAGAAUGUCAUUUGGAGGAGUCAGGAUGCCCAAAACAUGAACCAUUUCAAAACAUGGUUAUAGAUCAUCUUCAACUCUCCCAAGUUCUAUUCAAGGCGGGUGCUCUGAUGUACCUGCUCUUCCUAAUCAGAGUGCUCCAAAAGAUUUAUGCAAUGUUUCGGAGCCAACCCCUCACUGUUUCUGCUGGAAAUUUGACUCUCAGUGUUUUAUUGUUUCUUCUCAUCCAAUACCAUCCCUCAAAGCAAGCCCAACUCAGAGUGGUUCAGAAGUUUGAAAUUCCUCAAGUCGCAGUGGAUUCUAUCGUCUUCGUAGGGUCCUUUACAUGCGUGUCAUUUGUUUUGCAAGUGAUUCUCAUUGUCGGAGAGUUAUGUGUAAAGUUCAUGUCAAAUGAAGAUGAGCAUUAUGCUACUUUAUAG